Trichechus manatus latirostris (Florida manatee) is the source of this 2440-nucleotide messenger RNA. RefSeq names its product MBL associated serine protease 2 (gene MASP2). Gene Ontology annotation, molecular function: serine-type endopeptidase activity; calcium ion binding. Gene Ontology annotation, cellular component: extracellular region. The transcript is spliced from 11 exons. Gene Ontology annotation, biological process: complement activation, lectin pathway; proteolysis. The record is from RefSeq and is a predicted model, not a curated record. Bases 27 to 2090 code for a protein of 687 amino acids. NCBI's taxonomy places the organism in Eukaryota, Metazoa, Chordata, Mammalia, Sirenia, Trichechidae.
GGCCUGGCCAGCUGGACCGACGCACCAUGAGACUGCUGAUCUUCCUGGGCCUGCUGUGUGGCACAGCGGCUCCACCCCCGGCCCCGCGGUGGCCAAAACCCGUGUUUGGGCGCCUGGCAUCUCCUGGUUUCCCGGGGGAGUACGCCAAUAGGCAGGAGCAGCGCUGGACCCUGACUGCGCCCCCUGGCUACCGCCUGCGCCUCUACUUCACCCACUUCGACCUGGAGCUCUCCUACCUCUGCGAAUAUGACUUUGUCAAGCUGAGCUCAGGGGCCAAGGUGCUUGCCACACUGUGUGGCUGGGAGAGCACAGACACGGAGCAGGCACCCGGCAACACCGUCUUCUACUCGCUACCGGGCUCCAGCCUGGAGGUCACUUUCCGUUCCGACUAUUCCAACGAGAAGCCGUUCACGGGCUUUGAGGCCUUCUACGCAGCAGAGGACAUCGACGAGUGCCAGGUGGCCCCAGGAGAGGCACCCGCCUGUGACCACCACUGCCACAACUACCUGGGUGGCUUCUACUGCUCCUGCCGCCCUGGCUACGUGCUUCACCAGAACAAGCACACCUGCUCAGCCUUGUGCUCAGGCCAAGUUUUCACCAAGCGCUUUGGGGAGCUCAGCAGCCCAGAAUACCCGAAGCCUUACCCCAAACUCUCCAGCUGCACCUACAGAAUCCACCUGGAGGAGGGGUUCAACGUCAUCCUGGAUUUUGUGGAGUCCUUCAACGUGGAGACACACCCGGAAACCCAGUGCCCCUACGACUCCCUCAAGAUUCAGACUGACAAAGAGGAAUAUGGCCCAUUUUGUGGGACAACGUUGCCUCCCAGAAUUGAAUCAAAGAGCAACAUUGUGACCCUCACAUUUGUCAGUGAUCAAUCAGGGGACCACACAGGCUGGAAGAUACACUACACAAGCACAGCUCUGCCGUGCCCUGAUCCGAUAGCACCACCUAAUGGCCACAUUUCACCUAUGCAAGACAGAUACAUCCUGAAAGACCGCUUCUCCAUCUUCUGUGAGACUGGCUAUGAGCUUCUGCAAGGUUACUUGCCCCUGAAAUCAUUUGCUGCAGUCUGUCAGAAAGAUGGAUCUUGGGACCGACCGAUGCCGGAAUGCAGCAUUGUUGACUGCGGCCCUCCUGAUGACCUGCCCAAUGGCCAAGUCGAAUACAUGACAGGUCCGGAAGUGACCACUUACAAAGCUGUGAUUCAGUACAGCUGUAAAGAAAGGUUCUACACAAUGAAAACGAAUGAUGGUAAAUAUGUGUGUGAGGCUGAUGGAUUCUGGACGAGCUCCAAAGGAGGAAAAUCACUCCCAGUCUGUGAGCCUGUUUGUGGUUUAUCAACCCGUACUACAGGAGGUCGUAUAUAUGGAGGGCAAAAUGCAAAGCUUGGUGACUUUCCUUGGCAAGCCCUGCUAUUAGGUGGAACAACAGCAGCAGGUGCACUUCUAUAUGACGACUGGAUUCUAACAGCUGCUCAUGCUGUCUACGGGCAGAAAGACGAUGUGUCUUCCUUGGACAUCAGAAUGGGUGCCCUGAAGAGACUAUCAUCUAAUUAUACACAAGCCCAAGCAGAAGCCAUUUUUAUACAUGAAGGUUACACUCAUGACGCUGAUUUCGACAACGACAUAGCACUGAUUAAACUGAAGAACAAAGUUGUAAUCAAUAGCAACAUCAUGCCUAUUUGUUUGCCAAGAAAAGAAGCGGAAUCCUUCAUGAGGACAAAUGACAUUGGAACCGCAUCUGGAUGGGGAUUAACCCAAAGAGGUUUUCUUGCCAGAAAUCUAAUGUUUGUUGACCUACCAAUUGUUGACCACCAAAAAUGUACUGCUGCAUAUGAAAAGAAGCCCUACCCAGGGGCCAGAGUAACUGAUAACAUGCUAUGUGCUGGCUUAGAAAGUGGGGGCAAGGACAGCUGUAGAGGUGACAGUGGAGGGGCUUUAGUGUUUCUAGAUAAUGAGACACAGAGGUGGUUUGUAGGAGGAAUAGUGUCUUGGGGCUCCCUUAAUUGCGGGGAAGCAAAGCAGUAUGGAGUCUACACAAAAGUCAUGAACUACAUUCCGUGGAUCAAAAACAUAAUUAGUAAGUUUUAAUUUGCAUGUCUUCAAUCAGUAAAUGAUUCCUUAUUUUUUUAAAUAAUCUGUAAAGAUUUUAACAGCAACAGGAGCUGAAAAUCACUAACACAGUUGUCACUUGGCUCAAUCAAAGACAAAAGCCAACUACAGGUGAGACUGCCAUUACAGACACUUCCUGGCUUGCCAGCUUAACUCCACCCCUUUCCCUUUGAUUCAAGGGAAUAUAAGCCAUUACAGUAAUUUUUACCAACCCAAUAUAAACUCAUUACUCAAAUUUGCAUUUAAUUACUUAAAAUUUGAGUAUCUUUUCAUACUGGUCAUUUGCAUUUCUGUCAAUUUGCCUGUUUUUUGGCCUCUGCCUGUUAGCC